Cucurbita moschata (crookneck pumpkin) is the source of this 2378-nucleotide messenger RNA. Its product is annotated as regulation of nuclear pre-mRNA domain-containing protein 1B-like. NCBI's taxonomy places the organism in Eukaryota, Viridiplantae, Streptophyta, Magnoliopsida, Cucurbitales, Cucurbitaceae. Gene Ontology annotation, molecular function: RNA polymerase II complex binding. Gene Ontology annotation, biological process: mRNA 3'-end processing. Bases 464 to 2119 code for a protein of 551 amino acids. The record is from RefSeq and is a predicted model, not a curated record. The transcript is spliced from 8 exons. Gene Ontology annotation, cellular component: RNA polymerase II, holoenzyme.
UUUUCAUUUGUUUGCGCCAAAAAACGUCCCCAAAUUUGUUCCUUUUUUCUCUAAAACCCCUUCUCUUCCUUCUUCCUCUGCAACUCUCUGUUUCCUUCAAGCUUCAAUUUCUCCUCCUCCAACACUCCCUUCUUCCGAUUCCAUUUCUUCCUUUCAACAAUACCCACUACCUAAUUUCCCCUUUCACUCUCAUUCCGCCCUUCCAUUUCCCUUUUCUCUGCAUUCCCUCCACCCUCUCGCUCCUCAACCUUCCUCUCCUUCCAUUUCUUCCGCUCCUACUUUCCUGGCUCCAAUUGGGUUUUCUUCUCCCGCUUCUGGGGGUUCUUUUUUGGGCAUCCGGAGGUCUUUGUUGCUGAUUGCACUUUCCGGAUCUUUCUUCUUUUGCUUGCUUGCUCUCUAGGGAUUUCUACUGUUCGUUUUUGUGAUUUGUUCCACGGCCUAGUUUCGUUGCUUCUGUACUGGAAUGAAUAGUGUGUUCAGUGAGCAAAUACUUGCUGAUAAGCUGUCGAAGCUCAAUAGCACGCAGCAGUGUAUUGAAACUUUGUCACAUUGGUGUAUAUUUCAUAGAGGCAAGGCUGAACUGGUAGUUGCAACAUGGGAUAAACAGUUUCAUAAUUCAGAAAUGAUUCAGAAAGUUCCUCUUUUGUAUCUUGCAAAUGACAUCUUACAAAACAGUAAGCGUAAGGGAAAUGAAUUCGUCACUGAGUUCUGGAAGGUUCUUCCAGCAGCGCUCAAGAACGUCCUUGAGAACGGCGAUAACCAUGGAAAAACUGUAAUUUCCAGAUUGGUUGAUAUAUGGGAACAAAGAAAGGUAUUUGGAUCUCGCACACGAAGCCUCAAAGAUGUAAUACUUGGGGAAGAGGCACCUCCACCUCUAGAGUUCAGUAAAAAACGUACUCGAUCAGUCAGAAUUGUCAAAAGAGAUUCACGGUCAAUUAGAACGAAAUUGUGUAUUGGAAGUGCAGCCGAAAAAAUUGUAUCGGCAUUUCACCUGGUCCUAAGUGAAUAUGCUAAUGAAGAAACCGAGAUGACCAACUGUAAUUCUGCGGUUCAACGUGUAAGGAAGAUGGAAAGCGAUGUUGAUUUUGCUUGUUCCACGGCAAAGAAUCCCCAACGUAAAAAGUUGGCCAAAGAACUUGAAGAAGAAGAAAGUAUUCUGAAACAGUGUAUCGAGAAACUACAAUUGGGUGAAGCCAGUCGGAUGGCGCUUAUAUCUCAGUUAAAAGAAGCUCUGCACGUUCAGGAAUCGGAGCUGGAGAAUAUUCGAACUCAGAUGCAGGUAGCUCAGGCGCAGGCAGAGGAGGCAAGAAAUAUGCAAAACCGGCUAAAUGAUGAAGGCUAUGUAUCAAACUCUUCCACCAGUGAUUCAAAAGCAAAAGCAGGACAGACUCCUAAGAAGUCUGCUGCAGCCAUUGCCGCAGAGGUUGCUGACAAGCUCGCAGCUUCUAGCUCCUCUCAAAUGAUCAUGACAUCAGUUCUCUCCACAUUCGCAGCUGAAGAGGCAAAGAACACUGGUCUAACAAAGGCCAACAAUGGAUUGACCGUGUUCACACAGAACCCCAUGAGUUCCCCUGCUAAUUCUAUCUUAAAACCUGAGGCUGAAGACGCCAAGAACACUGGUCUAACAAAGACCAACAAUGGAUUGAAUUCGUUCACACCGAAGCCCAUGAGUUCUUCCAACUCUAUCUUAAAACCUGAAGCGUUGGCCAUUGGUUCAGAUCCUAAUGUUUUCAUGUCUAUGCAGCCGCAUCCUGCUCCCAAUAACCAUUCAUAUCAAUCUGUUAUGGUGCCCCAACCAACGAUACAGAGCCAAGCCCAUAAUUCGCAAGCUCAAUACCAGAUGUUUCCAAACGCUCCGUCCCAGCAAUAUUUGCAGCUCUCAAAUGGAGUCUUAACCCCAUAUGGUUAUGGUAGUCUUCCAAGCUCAACUCCGAUGCCACCACCACCUAUGCCCCAUAUGGUUAGUCCGGUGGUGCCCUUGACCCAGCAGAUGCUGCAACAGCCAUCACCUAUGAUACAAACACAAGUUCCUUUCACGCAGCAACCUUUAGCCCCUAGCUUCCGACCGCUUCAGCCGCCUGGGAUGGUGUACUAUGGGCACCCUCCCCCUUCUCAGUGAUAAUUUUGUGCUAAAGGUCAAGUUUUAGAAGUACCACACCAGUCGUUGCACGUAGAUUUCUGAAUGUACGAACCUGCGAAUGAAGCAAGAGCUAAAUCAUAUUGAGCUGUGGUGGUAAGGACUUGCAAUUUUUAGUACAUAUGUUGUGAUAAUUACGUUAAGAUCACUAUCUUUCUCCCUCUACCCUACUUUGUGGGUGAAGAUGUAGAAAGUAUGGAAACGAUGUUUACUGGUAUGAAGCUACACUUCUUGGAGAUCA